Molecule: messenger RNA, 1565 nt
Organism: Lactuca sativa (garden lettuce)
Lineage: Eukaryota; Viridiplantae; Streptophyta; Magnoliopsida; Asterales; Asteraceae
Cellular component (GO): transcription factor TFIID complex
Molecular function (GO): protein heterodimerization activity
Source: RefSeq, a predicted model, not a curated record
GACAACCUCUCUUUCUCUCUCAUCAGAUCCUUCUCUCUCUAGAACUCGGGUCAUCUUUCUACGGAUCCGGGGUUUUACUCGAAGGUUUAUUCAAAACCCUUUUGAUGUUUGAUUCACCCAAAUCAAUUCCCCGCUCUUCAAAUUCAAACAGCAAGUGUUCAUAAAUUUGUUUGUCUAAGUGUUUGAAUUCCCGUUUUUGAAUUUACCGAAUCACUGAAGCCCUGUGCGCGUACCGCCGAUGUUGGAAUGAAGUGAUAUGAAGUUGCUAAUAUGAGCGAUGGAGGAGGUGGCGAGAGUUCAAAAGAAAUCGAAUCAGCUUUGAAGAAGAGAAGGAAAAACGAUGAAUUUCCACAGGCGAUUGCGAGAAUUGCAGUGGCUCAAGUAUGUGAGAGUGUAGGGUUUCAAGGUUUCCAGCAGUCUGCACUUGAUACAUUCUCUGAUGUGGCCUGCAAAUAUAUCCGUGAGAUUGGGAAGACAUCAAAUUUCUACGCUAAUUUAGCUGGUAGAACAGAAUGUAAUGUGUUUGAUAUAAUUCAAGGGUUGGAAGAUUUGAGUCUCUCACAAGGGUUUCUAGGAGCUUCCGAUAGAGAUCAUUGUUUAUCAGGAUCUGGUAUCAUCAAAGAGAUUUCACAAUUCGUUAAUUUAUCUGAAGAAAUAGGAUUUGCUUACUCUGUUCCUUCCUUUCCAGUAAUCAAAGAACGAAAGUUAACACCAAGUUUCUUGCAAUCUGGAGAAACACCCCCUACAGACAUCAUCCCUCCUUGGUUACCUAAAUUCCCUGAUUCCAACACAUAUAUUAGCAUCCCUCCAUCCAUUACUGAAGAAACUCGAAUGAUCCCUAAUAGAAUUGAGCAAGAACAGAGGAUCCUUGAGCAACCAUCUUCAAAAUUGGAGCAAAAUUUGACACGUAAUGAAUCUGAAUUCCCAAACAACCCUUUCCUUUCUGUGCCUCUACAACCUGGGGAGAAGGAGGUUUCUUUUGUUUCAAUUCCUAGUAAACUUAAAGAAGAAGAUGAGAAUGAGGUACAAAAUCACAGCUCAUGGGGGAAUCAUGUUUCUUCAUUGGAUAUUGUUCCACCAAAUCAGGCAGUUAAUCAGAACAGUGGUUGUGAUACAGAAGAAGGUAGCAGAAAAGUUCUUUUGAACAAUAGACCCUCAGUUCAAAUGAAGUUUCACAUUCCCAAAAAGCCCUUGGAUACUACAGACACACCACACAAUGAGAAAGGAAAAGCAGAAGUUGUGUCUUGGUUUGUGAAUGAUGAGAAAGAAAAGAUAACAACAGAGAAACUUGUGAAAGAACAACAACAACCAAUGGAUAUUGAAGAGCAUAAUGGAAAUGAUUCAGUUGUAAAUUAGGAACAUUAGAUUAGGGUUUGUAUACUAGUUUGGAAUCCUAGCAGCACAUGCUAAUUCCGGAGUAGUCAAAGUCAAAAGUCAAAGCCAAGGGCAUAUAUCUACUAGAGGGGAAUGUUGAAUGUUCCCACAUUAACAGGUUUUCUGAGGUAUGUUUGUAGUUCCCAGUCAAUGAUAAUUCUUUUCAAUUAAAAUUCUUUACUUUUUGCCUA